GACUACUGGGCAUCGAAGAACGGGCCACCCAUCUUGGACGAGUCACAGGACUGGAAGCUGCUGGCCGGCCGUCAGAACGACACACACACCAUGAUCCGGGUCCGGCGGCCCAUCACACCCAACACGCCGGACGACAUCAAUGUUUUCGACUUCCCAACAUGGGUGUUAUGGGCGUGGCACCCGCACGACCCCGGGGAGGACCUGCACCCGGAGUACCACCACAAUAACCGGGGUGCCCGUCGCCUCUGCCUGCUGAGGCUCGACUGCUGGCCGCCUCCCCGUCCGGACUCCGCCGCCGCCGCCGCCUCUUCCUCCCUCCUCCUCCUCUUCACGCUGCUGCCACGUCUCUUAUGAGCCCAGGGAGAGCGCGCUAUUGUCAUAUCUAGUGUUUUGUUUUGCCUAUGGUCCAUAAGGGAGUGUUUGGAUAAAACCAUAGAUUAGAGAUGGUUGUGAGAGGUGGUACAUAUAUGCGUGUGCUUUCAUUAUUUGGUACAAUGAAAGGGGUAGGGGGGCUAUGUUCCUCUUUGAUUUUUCCCUAUUGGACGGCAAGGAAGGUAUAUUCAGUAUGUAAAAACCUUAUUUUUAUGUGCUUUCGAGCGUGUGAAUAGGCAGAGGAAGAACAUUAUUACACCAAGCUUGAGGCACACAUUAACGCAAUGUUAUCAGCAGCGUAUGCAACGCUGCCACUCGUCACAACAGCCACUCACGUAGGGCUUUCGUAAGCCGUACCUUCAGCGAACACCAGGCCCAGCAGACGAACGCAAUUUCGAACAUUAGAGCUUUACGCUUGGAUCGAACCAAAGCUGGUCCAGAGGUCUGAUCCAUUACUGGUCUUGGAAGACUGACCCAUUAGGCUAAGUGGACUUUGACCUCCUUAAACUGGAAAAACAAUGGACUGUGCAGAGGCGACAUUAUCCCAUCCUACAAGAUUCUGAUAGGCCUAUGAUCAAAGCGAACAGAUUCUGAUGCAUAGGCCUAUAACCAAAGUGGACAGAUCAGAAACAUUCACCAUAGAGGCAGCGCGAGAUGGUCUGACUAACAAACCGAAGGAGAAUUGAAGGAGCAGGAAGCAGAAUAGCGAAGUUCAGGAGCUAAGACUCGUUCCUCAAACACAUGUGACUACACACGCGCACACACACACGUGCCUGAGCAAACGCACAGGCGAAGAACAAGACAAACUCAUUACAAGAAAUAGCCUAUAUUCGCUGUUCUUAUAAUUAUUGGGUACGGAGAUAACAUCCAUUGAUAUCUCUGAUACAGACCUAUUGUUCCCACUUUAAUCCUUUUUGCGCUACCGCUCACAGGAUGAGUAUGGGGUGAACAAUAAACUACCUGUACUACUCACUACUCAAAGGAUGAGUAUCGGGUGCAACCACUCAGAACGAGUAUGGGAUGCACAAUAAACUACCACUCACAGG
Molecule: messenger RNA, 1418 nt
Organism: Procambarus clarkii (red swamp crayfish)
Lineage: Eukaryota; Metazoa; Arthropoda; Malacostraca; Decapoda; Cambaridae
Product: DBH-like monooxygenase protein 1
Biological process (GO): norepinephrine biosynthetic process; dopamine catabolic process; octopamine biosynthetic process
Cellular component (GO): secretory granule membrane
Molecular function (GO): dopamine beta-monooxygenase activity; copper ion binding
Source: RefSeq, a predicted model, not a curated record